GGCCUUGUUAUCCUUCCCAUCCUGCUCACCAUAAACUUUGACAAAACGAAGUCUUGCAGCCAUGGAUUGGCUGCCCUCGAAGGCUCCAGCCACUGUCAGUGUCGGAAUCGCUUCCACUUCUGCACCCCUUCCUUUCUCUUUCUCACACCUUCCUCGCCUGAAACUGCCGCACAUUCUUCUCAACGGCAACUCUCCGACGGUCAAGGAAGAGGUAAAAGCCUCCAUAAGAAUCAGCAGGAGGAGCUUCGCGUUCUUGUUGCUCUUUCCUGCAUCCAUCGCUUUCUCACCAUCUUUGUCUGCCGUUCCGCUUCUUACUUUAGAGCGCUACACCGACGAGGUCGAGGGAUUCACUCUCCUCAAGCCUUCCACAUGGGCAAAGAUGGAGAAGGCGGGUGCGAAGGCACUGUUCGAGGAGGGGAAGGGGGCUAACAACAUUGGUGUGGUGGUUAACCCUGUUCGGCUGUCUUCUCUCAAGGAAUUUGGGACGCCGGAAUUUGUUGCUGAGAAGCUUAUCCAAGCUGAAAGGCGUAAGGAAAGCACCAAGUACGCUGAGUUGAUAACUGUUGCUGAAAGGUUAGAUCAUGGUGGACGACCUCUUUAUGAGUUUGAAUACACAGUUGAUAGCACCAGAGGAGGGAUGAAAAGGAUCUUUUCAGCUGCUUUGGUAGCCUCAAAUAAACUUUAUCUCCUCAACAUUGCCUACACUGAUCGGCCAGAGAGCCCCUUGGAUAGUGAUACUCGAACGGUUUUGGAACAAAUUCUUCAUUCUUUUGACUCUACUGUGUAGUUAGUACCCUGAGAAGUGUUUGAUUUAUUGGUUAAACUAAUUUUGAUUCAGAAAUUUUUAUUUUUAUUUUUCACACUUUCAAUCUUGCUUCCAAUCUUCGAAAUGCUCCUAAACCCUGUUGUUCAAACUUAAUGCACUUUUAACUUCAAUUUUUUUUCUCA
Molecule: messenger RNA, 948 nt
Organism: Dendrobium catenatum
Lineage: Eukaryota; Viridiplantae; Streptophyta; Magnoliopsida; Asparagales; Orchidaceae
Product: psbP domain-containing protein 2, chloroplastic-like
Exons: 3
Coding region: 62-787 (241 amino acids)
Biological process (GO): photosynthesis
Cellular component (GO): extrinsic component of membrane; photosystem II; photosystem II oxygen evolving complex
Molecular function (GO): calcium ion binding
Source: RefSeq, a predicted model, not a curated record